Messenger RNA from Mizuhopecten yessoensis (Yesso scallop), 2508 nucleotides. Its product is annotated as T-box transcription factor TBX6-like. Gene Ontology annotation, biological process: cell fate specification; regulation of transcription by RNA polymerase II; positive regulation of DNA-templated transcription. Lineage: Eukaryota; Metazoa; Mollusca; Bivalvia; Pectinida; Pectinidae. The transcript is spliced from 7 exons. Bases 180 to 1778 code for a protein of 532 amino acids. The record is from RefSeq and is a predicted model, not a curated record. Gene Ontology annotation, cellular component: nucleus. Gene Ontology annotation, molecular function: RNA polymerase II cis-regulatory region sequence-specific DNA binding; DNA-binding transcription factor activity, RNA polymerase II-specific.
CUACUCAAACCAUCACUUGUAAAAAUUGCAACCUGUCAUGUAAAAUUUGGGAGCUUAUUAAGGCGAUAGGAGAGAGUUUGAAGUCAUUGGUGUGUUCACACAGCACGUGUUAACAUCUCCUAACCUACUGUCUACUUCCUACAGUGUCGAGGACUACACCUACACGGAUAUCUACUAUCAUGUUACUGUUGCAGGGAAAUCACUACCCCACACCUUCCUCGUCCUUACCCUCGGGCAUGUACGAGGAGGAUCUUAUCACCCAGAGGGCCAGGGCCUUUCCCCUGGGACAUGGACUCAUGCCCACCCCACAAGCUUUUUCCUUUGGAUUUCCCGUCCAUCCAGCUCAUGAUCCUAUGGGACUCCAAGGUCAGAGCCAACAGUUUGGAGGAUACCCGCCUCUCUCCUCUCACGUGGAUCACAAGCGUAUGCUCGGGGGCCCGGGCCAGGCAGACGCCUCCGACAAGAACAUCAAGAUCAUCCUCGAGAAUAGCGAUCUAUGGUCCAAGUUCCACGGCAUCGGCACAGAGAUGAUCAUCACCAAGACCGGAAGGCGAAUGUUUCCCACACUGAAGGUUGGUCUAGAAGGCCUUGACCCUCACUCUAAGUACAUCCUGUUGGUGGAUAUAGUACCUGUCGACGACUGUCGCUACAAAUAUCACAACUCCGAGUGGGUCGUCACCGGAAAAGCAGAACCGCACAUGCCCGGCAGAUUGUACAUUCAUCCCGACUCCCCAGCUUCCGGCUCGCACUGGAUGAAACAGCCGCUGAAUUUCCAUAAACUCAAAUUGACCAACAACAACCUGGAUCAAAACGGACAUAUAAUUCUAAAUUCGAUGCACAAGUACCAAUCCCGGAUACACGUGGUCCAGGCUAACGACAUAUUUACCAUGAGAUGGAAUUCCUUCAACACAUACGCAUUCGAAGAGACCACCUUUAUCGCUGUCACUGCCUAUCAAAACGAACAGAUCACACAACUGAAGAUUGACAAUAACCCAUUUGCUAAGGGUUUCCGAGACAACGGAAUGGGCCGAAGGUACAACAUGGACCACCGGUUAAGUCUGAAGCGACCAGCCGACGAUGAAAACGUGUCUGACAUAGGAAAAGAAUCGAACUAUGCCAAAAAGAUGAAAACGGACGAUGAACUUAGCGACAGAAACUCCAGCUUGAACUCGUCAAAUCGCAUCAAAUCUGAAGACGAAAACGACCCAGUUUCUGACACCUCUGAUGACGUUCACAAUGAUACACCGGAAGGGGAUCUACCUUCGUGUCAAAUCGGCAGCAAGUCUUCAUCAGGAAUUUCGCCCGGCGCUCCAUCCCUCAGCAAGACGACCAGCCCCACACAACACAGUGCUUCUAACCAGCCGUCUACCCAGUGUCAGUACCUAGGAGUGGGCUCCAAGUCGUACGGAAGUCAGUGUAUGGGUAGUGAUCAGGUGUACUACCCUCACCAUAGUUCCGUCAACAGAGGAUCAACUAGCUCUUUCCUGCCCGUGUCCACCACCUCCAGUCUCCUCCAGCCUGUCGGCUCCUCCAACCUCCACGCCGUCAGUCCACAGAUGCAGGCGUGUCGUCUAUCUGGUCCGAGUAGUGACUGUGCUCUGAGGCAGUCGUCAAGUCACCUGUCGUCUGGUUCCCAUGGAUACGGUAUCCGUACGUCGCCCCCACAGCAUCCUUCGCUCCCGUCUUGUACCUACAUGCAGCCCUCACAAGCCUACACAUCACACCUCUCGCCAAACGUGCACAUGAUGAACAUGAACUUUCCUGGUCCAAUGGCAUGAGGUGGGCCUACUAAACAAUCUUUAUUGUACAUUUGGUAACCAUGCAGAGCCCCUAUGCGUCCUAUGACAGCGCCUAGUGAAUUAGGCCAAUGCCGGGCCUCGUGAGGACACGUCGUUAGGACAUAUAUACAAUGAUGCCAAAGUCAUUCCCCAUGUCGUGUCCAGCAGUGUGUAUGCUGUAUAAACCAAUGAAUUGCAAUGUGUGUUCAUAGACUUCACGCGUACAUGGUACCAUGUGACUACUGGUGACCCUACCGGGAUGUACACGAACUGCGUUCCUUUGGCCCUAAAGGACUCAGCUGAUCCUGUUAGUGGUCAGUGUGUUGGCUGGCCGAGGAAGGCCGGAAGGUGCAAGGCUUUAACUGUGACAGUGACACGUGUAAUGAUACAGAGACAGGAUGUUGUGAUUCGGUUGUAUGUAUGGAGUCCACGGUUCUGUUUACUCAUUUAAAUGUCUCAGUUUUGUUUUUGUUAUAGAAACCUCAUACGUAUUUGUUUGAUGCAUGCGUCAAAAGAUGUACAGUUUCAUAAUCUGAACCGGAAACGGAAAUAUAAAUAUAUAUAUAUACAUACAAUAUUGCGUAGGCAAUCAAAUCGUUUCGCUUAGGUUCCUGUUGAUAGUGUAUUUGUUUGAUGACUCUGAUAUGGUGCUAUACAAUGCCGCUGUCUUGUCAUUGUAAUUACAACUCAAACAUGCAUCACAAUAUCACUCUUAUUUUAUUAAAUUAUU